AUGCCAGCCAUCAAUAGUGGACAACAACAGAACGACACAAGUAACCAAAGCAAUGGCGGAAGCUCAAAUGCCCUGUACACACUACUCCAGGCGGCAUCAAAUGACAACGAUGCGAUGCAUAACCUUGGCUCGAGUUGGGAAACUUUAAAGACCAUGGUCAAUGUCCCUUUCCCAGAUGAUGAGAAUAAAACAUCUCUCCACCUAGCAGCAGAGAAAGGCUUCCAAAGGGUGGUCAAAAAAUUACUCGAAGACGGCGCAGCGGACUCCUCCAUGGGUGACAAGGAUGGAUGGAGGCCAUUGCAUUUCGCUUGCUCAGCCGGUCACGAAGCCGUGGUUAAAGAGUUGCUUUCCCAUAAGGCCAAUCCAGAGCUGACUGACAGUCGUGGGUGGAAUGUACUUCACAUAGCUAUCACCUAUGGCCAGUCCGAUACUUUCCAACUCAUCGUGGAACGCUACCCUCAACUUCUCGAACAAAGUACAACCAAAUCAGGUAUGACGCCCUUACACAUAGCUAUCUGGUGGAGCAACGAAAAGAUAGUCAAAGUCUGCCUCAAAAACAAGGCAGAUAUAAGUGUCAGGGACAACGAUGGAUGGACCGUUUUGAUGAUGGCGGCGUAUAAAAAAGAAAAGGGUAUAAUGGACACAUUGAUCGAGCACACCAAGAAGAAGAAGAAAGACACCAAUAUAUCCGAUCAUCUCGAUAUCAGCGAUAAUGAAGGAAAGACUUGUCUCAUGGUAGCAUGUGAGGAGGGGUGGGAGCAGGGCGUCGAAGACUUGAGCAACGAGGAAGCUAGUUUCGAUCUCCUCGACAAUCUUGGACGUACAGCAUUGCAUUACGCAGUAAUGUCUGGGCAUCUUGCUAUCAUUGAAACCGCUACAACAAAAAUGAAGUACGAGUUUCUUCUAAUGGUAGAUGCCAAUGGAAGGUCGGCGUUCGACGAUUUUGAUUUCAACCAGGCCGCAGACCAGCAACAACAGACCCAUCUUGAUAAAAUCAUGAAUCAUUUUGUCAAAGACGUUUCCACUGAGAAUCCGCAAAGGGAGAUGUUGGAGUGGGCUGCUAAAGGGCCAAACAGAAGCAAAAUAUUUCGAAUGUUGGUCAAACGACUGACAAGGGAUGAUAUAUUCGAUAACAUCGAUGCUAAGGACCCGACCAUUUUCGAACAGGCAGUUCACUCGAGGAUGCCAUGGGUCCUCUGGAUUCUCAUAGAUAACUUCUCUGUAACGUCAGAGACCUUGGAAUCAGUUCAGAGAGCCCAACAACUUGCAAAUAAGUUACUUCAGUCAGACGGCAAAUCGAAGAAGCUCGCAAGAACCGAACAUGGGGAUGAGAAGGACGAGAGCAAGCAAGAUCCAGACAGAUUAAUUCUGUUCGACAUGCAAAACUAUCUCAGCGACUUUGCAGUGGCAGAAACCUACAGACGAAGUUUGUAUAAGCCCAUAAAACCGCAAGAAGGAGUGGAUAAGGUACUGCGCGGAUUCAAUGUCACAAUUACUCAAUUUUUCGACCGGCGAAUCGACAAUUCUCAGCACAAAACCAAAUGGAUCAAACAAUGGCGGCCGGUUCAAGAUGUGAUUUAUGGCAAAGGUCCGAAAAGAAUUGCCGAGGACGCGAUGAAGACACGGCUACCCUACCCACAGGAUGGCUCCAAGUCCUCCGACGAUUCCAAUGACAACAUAGAGAUUACGACGCAGUUGAAAUGGAUUCACCUACCGGUGACUAAUAUAGUUUGGAUGGAAGACCUUACGAAAAGGAUUUUGAAAGAGAGAAAGUUGUCUACAGAGCAGACACAGAGCUUUGCAUCAUUCUUACGCAGCAGCUGGGUUCAAGUCCCCGAUCGCACAUCUGCUUCACGGUUCAUGAGGCCUCUCUAUGUAUCCAAAUCAAGCGAUGAGACGAGAUCUCUCGCUGUCUCUGCAGCUUAUAUGCCAUAUCUUUCCAUGUCCAAAUAUAUUCCUGCCUCAUCUGCUAGUGAAGGAAGCAAGGGGGAAAGUUUGUACAAACAGCUACUAGAGGCUUACAAAGAUGAUGUAGUUCACCAAUCGGCUACACUGGAUGAAUCGUACUAUCAUUUUGGAUCAGAUGAAGCGUCUAGAGCAGACCAAGAUGCCCGCAACAGGACACAGGUUGUCACAAAAUACCUGAAUGGGAAAAAAGAAGAGGAGGAGGUAAAGAACGAGAAGAAGGAGAAGAAAAAGAAAAACAGACAAAAGAAAGAAGAUGAGCAGCCCAGUGGCCCAUUCAAUGUGGUAAGAGUUAAACAACUUUGGGUUUGGACCAUUCUGGAUGUUGACGAGGUCCAAGAAGAUGACCUCCCGAAAGACUUCUUGAAUCAUCCCGCCAUACAAGAACAGAUUACAGAAGCACCAUCUCAGCCGGAAUUUACGGCUCGAAUCGCAACACUCAUUGCCAACUACUGUGUAGAUGCAUACGAAAGAAAGAGGACCAGUGAACAGGUCGACCCCAGCCAACGCAGCGAUGACUCGAGUUCCAAUAGCCACAUUGUUAGAGAAGAGCUUUCCACUCGCUCAAUUCGUCAGCUCUUCUCCGAUAUUGUCAACGAAAAUGCGAGAGAAGAGAAGAGACUCUUCAGUGAUUGUCAUAACUUAACACGGUUGCGGAAGGAAGGAAAUGAUGGCAAGCUGGAAGGUAUUCUUACACAAGCUUCGCAGUUGGCGUGCGACAUCAAAGACCUCCGUGACGAACUCAACAUGCUACGCAGCAUCGUCAAUUUCCAACUGACUGUUCAAAAGGAAAUGCCUGGGAACACCAAAGGUUCCAGUAGUAUUACGGGGCAGUACUUCUCUAAUGAUCUUGAGGAGCUAGAAAACGUUGCCAAAAGGACACAGGAGAGCGUCGAUACAAUCCUAACCCUCGCUGAGACUGAGAUUGCGAACGAUCAGGCACGACAGGCUACGAGACAAGGAAGGACCAUGAUGGUGUUUACAGUUGUCACCAUCCUAUUUUUACCACUCUCCUUCCUUUCGUCCCUAUUCGCAUUAAGCGACAAACCAUUCGCUGAAACCCCCAGCUGGGUUCAUGUUAUAAUCUGGACUGUGUCCUUCACAUUCCGUGUUCCCGUUGCGUCUAUUGCUCUAUUCUCGGACGCUGCUGCGAAACAAUGGAACAGAAUCUGGAGCCCGAUGGAGCAAGUUGUGACAAAGCAUUGGUGUGAUUUUCAGGAGAAACAGGAGGAUAAGAAAGAACUGAAGGAAUUGAGGAAGGAACAAGACGAAAAGAAGAAGAAAAAGGAGGCACGGGAAAAGAAAAAGGAUAGAUUGAAAAGGACACUGGCCGAAGCCAGCAGGGCACUGGACGAAAUGGAUAGGGAAGAGGAAGGGCUCAUGAACAACCGACCUGAUAUAUCUCCUGUUUAA
Messenger RNA from Fusarium pseudograminearum CS3096, 3378 nucleotides. RefSeq lists its product as uncharacterized. The record is from RefSeq and is a predicted model, not a curated record. Gene Ontology annotation, molecular function: protein binding; metal ion transmembrane transporter activity. Bases 1 to 3378 code for a protein of 1125 amino acids. The transcript is spliced from 10 exons. Gene Ontology annotation, biological process: metal ion transport; regulation of gene expression; transmembrane transport. Gene Ontology annotation, cellular component: membrane; nucleus. Lineage: Eukaryota; Fungi; Ascomycota; Sordariomycetes; Hypocreales; Nectriaceae.